Cephus cinctus (wheat stem sawfly) is the source of this 1976-nucleotide messenger RNA. It is a transcript of the gene Hat1, whose product is annotated as histone acetyltransferase type B catalytic subunit. Lineage: Eukaryota; Metazoa; Arthropoda; Insecta; Hymenoptera; Cephidae. Gene Ontology annotation, biological process: subtelomeric heterochromatin formation. Bases 282 to 1514 code for a protein of 410 amino acids. Gene Ontology annotation, cellular component: nucleus. The transcript has 7 exons. The record is from RefSeq and is a predicted model, not a curated record. Gene Ontology annotation, molecular function: histone binding; histone H4 acetyltransferase activity.
AUUCUGUUACUUACUUAUUUUGCAUAGACAAAUAUACAAAAUAUAUAAUUAACAAUUAUUACCUAUCCUUAAGAUUCAAACAACUGAAGUAGCCUUUAGAAGGAAAAGGUGAAAAUUAUCCAUUUCUUCUUGCAUAGUUGUAUAGCUAUUAAUCAUAUGUUCCCGGCCAAUUUGUAACGUUUUACCUUUGGCGCGAAGCUGUUUCGUGAUCAUAUUUUAAAUGGUGAAAGCUUGUUUGCAGGUUUAGGGAAAUUAAUACGAAUAAUUAAACCAUAAAAGGGAUGAUGGACGAUGCAGCGACUGCUCGAUUAAAGUCGUUUAUUAUUAGUAGUAAUGAUGCUUUAGAAUUUAAGUUGGUUCGCUCUGUAGAAGAUCUUGAAGAUGAUGAAGCGACAUUUAGACCAGAAAUGUCUCAUCAAGUGUUUGGUGAUGGUGAAUCAAUUUUUGGAUAUCGGGAUUUAAGAGUAAAAUUGUACUACUCGGCUGGUUCAUUGGAGACUUAUUUGGGAAUGACAUAUGCUGAAAAAGUAAAUAAGUUAAUGUAUGAGGGAGUCGAACCGGAUGAAGUACUACCAAAGUUUUCUGGAAAACUGACAGCUCAAAUUCAUGAUAGUUUGGAUUCUUUCAUCAAAUCUUUGAAAAAAGAUGAUACCUUUAGACCACAUGGAGAACAAUUACAUUCUUUUUCAGUGAAUGAUCAAGGUGAUAUAAGGCACUUUGAGGUAUACAAAGCUGACAUGAGUUAUAAAGGAUUUCGGGAGUAUCACCAACGUCUUCAAACUUUUCUACUGUGGUACAUAGAUGCUGCAAACUUUAUCGACAUUGAUGAUGAUCAGUGGCAUUAUUUUAACAUGUUUGAAAAAUACGUUUCAAAAGAUGGUUUACCUCGGUAUGCUACUGUCGGUUUUGCCACUGUGUAUCAGUAUUAUGCAUAUCCUCAUCAUACACGGCCACGCAUUGCACAGGUUCUGAUAUUACCUCCUUUCCAAAGUAUGGGACUGGGUACCCAACUCUUGCGAGCCAUAUACCGCGAAUAUACUGGGAGAAAUGAAGUGAAAGACAUAACAGUGGAAGAUCCAUCUAUGGAUUUUCAACGGCUGAGAGAUUAUGUAGACGCCGUUAAUUGUUCUACAUUACCUAGUUUUGCAAGAGAUCGCCUGAAAGAGGGAUUUAACAAAUUAAUGGCUACUGAAGCAAGAGAAAAGUUCAAGAUUAAUUCGAAACAAUCCCGCAGAGUCUACGAGAUUCUCAAAUUGCGUGCGACAGAUUUGUCAAAUGAGAAUGAGUAUCGCGAGUAUAGGCUGGAUGUGAAAAGAAGACUGAAUGUGCCUUACAAACGCGAGCAGCAUGAUCAGAGAAAGCUAGAGUCUUCACGAAAAAAUAAUGAGAAGCUUCCGAAUAUGCCGAUUCCGUCAACGGAACAGCGCAUACAAAUUUUGGAAAAGGAAUACCGUUUGCUCGAAGAGGAGUAUAAAAAAGUUGUUAAACGUUUGGAAGACGCAGCUGAACUAUAAUUCGUUUUUAUUUUUCUAUUUUCUUUUUUUAAACUGCAAGCAUUACAUAUCGUGCGAGCAAGAGGAAUUAAGUCUGCACUGUGCAACAUAAAAAUUGCAAACUUCAAUUUAUUAUGAGGAAAUAGAUUGCACUUCAUUGGACUGCGUGUCGUGCUGUGUUGAAUUUUCAAAAUUAAAUACCUGUUUCUAAUAUAAGAUGCUGAUGUAUAAUUUCACAUGAUUUAAAAUGUUGCCUAUAUUAAACGUAUCGUGAUACCUCAAAAUGCUCAAUGUACACGAGAGAUGAUUGUAUUCGGAUUCGAAAUUUACAAAAGUUUAUGCGUUCUAAUAUGUUUGCAUUUUUCAAGUUACAUUUUUUUAUUUUUGUAUUUGUAGCAAUUGCUCGCGAUUAAAUCGCAAUGGCAAUGUAAAUAUUAUUCACAUUGUAUGUAUAUCAUAAAAAUACAAACUUUCGUACGUAUA